ACUAAGAAGAGGCUGACCGGUGUAAAGUGCAUGACAUCUGUAAACAGACUCCAGUCUUUUCGAAUUGUCUCCAGGGUUGGAUGAAUUAUAGCAAACGUUUAAAAAAAAUAACUGAAAAGGGGGGCACUGUCAAAAUGCUGUGGAGUAAAGCCUUCUGCCACUACACUGUGCUCCUCCUGAGCCUGUGGUUCUGUGUGGAAGCAGUGCCCAUCGCUGUGGACAAGACUAAAGUGGAAACCCCAGAGGAGAAACUGGAGGCACCACAGAGUGUGGACACCGGGCUUCACUAUGACCGCUACCUCAGGGAAGUCAUUGAUUUCCUGGAGAAGGAUGAGCAUUUCAGAGAGAAGCUCCACAAUACAGACAUGGAGGACAUUAAGCAAGGCAAGCUGGCCAAAGAGCUGGACUUUGUCGGCCAUCACGUGAGGACCAAACUGGACGAGCUGAAGAGGCAGGAGGUGAACAGGCUAAGGACGCUCAUCAAAGCCAAACAAGACGCUGAGGGAGGGCAUGAAAUGAACCACAAGGCGAUGCUCAAGCAGUUUGAGUACAUGAACCACAUGAACCCACACACCUUUGAAGUGGAGGACCUGGAUAAGCUUAUUCAAUCGGCUACCAAUGACUUGGAGAACUUUGACCAGAAGCGUCACGAGGAGUUUAAGAGGUACGAGAUGAUGAAGGAGCACGAGAGGAAGGAGCACCUGAAGAACCUCGACGAGGAGCAUCGUAAAGACGAGGAGCAGCACUAUGAAGAGCUGAGGAAGAAACACGCAGACCAUCCUAAAAUCAACCACCCUGGCAGUCAGGACCAGCUGAAAGAGGUCUGGAAGGAAUCAGAUGGUUUGGACCCAAAUGACUUUGACCCCAAGACCUUCUUCAAACUCCACGACACCAACGGAGACGGCUACAUUGAUGAGCAGGAGCUUGAAGCCCUGUUCACUAAAGAGCUGGAGAAGAUGUACAGACCCAAUCUAGAUGAGGAUGACAUGACAGAGAUGGAGGAGGAGAGACUGCGCAUGAGGGAACACGUCAUGAAUGAGGUAGACACCAACAAGGACAGACUGGUCUCCCUGGAGGAGUUCCUGAUGUCCACAAACAAGAAAGAGUUCUUAGAGCCAGACAGCUGGGAGACUCUGGAGCAGGCUCCCGCGUACACCGAUGAGGAGAUGAAGUUGUUUGAGGAGCAGCUGGCCCAGGAGGAGAGCAACCUCAACCAGAAGAACUCAGAUCUGCAGAAACAGAAGGAGGAGCUGGAGAGGCAGCAAGAGAAGCUCAACGCCCAGAAAGCUGAGCUGCAGCAGGCUGUGGAACACAUGCAGAUAAUAAAAUCGGAAAAAGCAAACGAGGUUAAAGAUGGAGGCGCUACAGUAGCAGUACCCCCUGGAGGUCAAGCAUUGCCAGUAUUACCAGGAGACAUUCUACCUCUACCCCCCGGUCACCAGCAACACUUACCUGCACGCUCUUAGCAGGCCUGGCAGCUUUUUCCUGUGUGUGGAUCUGUGUGUUUCCGUGUGUGUGUGUGUAUAUAAAUCUCGCAGUGAAUCAGUUUUAGUCUGUUUUAAUGUGUUGUCAGACCUCCGGAUUUUCCACAACACACCCCGAAUGCACAUAUACAGUCCAACAAUUUCCAGACACUAGCUAAACCAAUUAGAAUGUAGCCUUUGAUUUUGACCCACUUCUAGUUGUGGCAUUCUAUAGCUGGCAGGAGCAGCCAGCACAACCGACAAGACUUGAAAGAAUCUCUGAACCAGACAUUCUGUGGACAAUCCACUCUUCGUUAUUAGUUCAUUAUAACCUAUUGAUAACCACGGCACAGUUCUAGAUGGGAAGUGCUUUGGGAGAAGUGGGAAGAGUUUUUGUUCCUGAAUAUUAGCAGAAUGUGUGCAGUAUUUCGUUUUCUACCUGGUUAGGUAGGCUACCCAGUGGCAUCGUUUCUUUGGAGAAACAUGUUUAAAAUACAUUUGGUUGAAUAGUUUACAGAGGUGGGAAAAUGAAGGUCAAAUGAAUGUCUAUUUUGACAUGCUGCUUGAUAGUAUGCUGUCAACCUCAAUAAGUUAUAAUUUACCUUGAUAAUAAAUAGCCUUGCUGAUUCAUUCCUGACAUUAAUAAUUGCCCAUACACAGGUACAAACUCCUAUUGCCUUCACAUCAAUGACAAUGAAGGCAUAAAUAGUUAUUUUCAGUAUUACAUUGGUUUUAAUUGGACUUUGUUAAUUAAGAAACUAUUAUGGUACUGUAAUUCAAUAUUGGCCACUUUUUUUUUUACCUGCCAUAAACUGCUAUUCUUCCUUUGAACAAAAACA
Salvelinus namaycush (lake trout) is the source of this 2302-nucleotide messenger RNA. RefSeq names its product nucleobindin-2-like. Gene Ontology annotation, cellular component: extracellular exosome; endoplasmic reticulum-Golgi intermediate compartment. The transcript has 13 exons. NCBI's taxonomy places the organism in Eukaryota, Metazoa, Chordata, Actinopteri, Salmoniformes, Salmonidae. The coding region runs from base 81 to 1466 and encodes 461 amino acids. The record is from RefSeq and is a predicted model, not a curated record. Gene Ontology annotation, molecular function: calcium ion binding.